UGAUUAGUUAAAUUGUUGCUUCUUCUCAAUCUUAGCUUACCCAUUUUCUUGUGUGAAAACAAUUUACAAAUUGUUAGUUGUAAUUGUUAAUUAUCAUGGGUCGUAAAACUAAAUCAAAAUCAAUUGUAAAUUCUAGUGAUCAACAAUUAACCUCUCAACUAAUAGACGAUUCUGAUUGGAUUUAUCCACAAUUAGCUAACCAAUCGAUACGAUCUUUAAUUGUUACCUUAAUUAUAAUUUACUACUUUAUCUAUCUUGGUAAUUACAGUCUAAUUGUUUCACUUGUUUCAAAUUCAGUUAAAUUAAUUAGUGGCCGAGGUUCUUGUUCAAUUGUUAUCCCAUCAAGUUGGAGUAAAUUGUUUCAUCCACCAGUUAAUUGUUCAAAAUGUGAAACAAUUAAAGAGAUCAUUGAAGUUACAAAUAUUACAAGUGAACAAUUUGAAUCAAGAUUUGCUUAUUCAAUGGAACCAUUAAUAAUUAGAGGAGCAAUUAAAUCUAAUUGGAAAGCUUUGGAUGUGUUUUCAUUGAAGUUUUUUCAACAAUUAUAUUUGUCAACAAUUAAUUCUGAUCAUAAUCAAUAUCGUUGUCAAUUUUUUCCGUAUUCAACUUCCUACAAAUCACUCAUACAAGCUUUACAAUCAAUUCCAGAUCAAGUUAAUUACAAUCAAUCAACUCCAUGGUAUAUUGGUUGGUCUAAUUGUGAUCCAAGGAUAACAUCAAUUCUGAGACAAUUUUAUCAUAAACCACAAUUUCUGCCGAUUAAUUCAGAGGAUUCAAGACUUGAUUGGAUAUUCAUGGGAACCCCUGGUUAUGGUGCACCAAUGCACAUUGAUAAUGUUGGUUAUCCUUCAUGGCAAGCACAAAUUAAGGGAACCAAAAAAUGGAUUCUUGAACCUCCACUUGAUUGUUACCUUAAUUGUAAAAGAUUUGAGGUAACAAUUAAUCCAGGAGAUAUAAUUGUCUUGGAUACAAAUAAAUGGUUUCAUGGGACUCAAAUUGUUGGAGAUGAACUAAGUAUCACAAUUGGAUCAGAAUAUGAUUGAAACAAUUAAAAGAUUAAUCAUUUCAUGUAAUAUUUAGUUAAUAAAAAU
Panonychus citri (citrus red mite) is the source of this 1091-nucleotide messenger RNA. Its product is annotated as bifunctional arginine demethylase and lysyl-hydroxylase psr-1-like. The record is from RefSeq and is a predicted model, not a curated record. Bases 96 to 1043 code for a protein of 315 amino acids. The transcript is spliced from 4 exons. Lineage: Eukaryota; Metazoa; Arthropoda; Arachnida; Trombidiformes; Tetranychidae.